Laetiporus sulphureus 93-53 is the source of this 2435-nucleotide messenger RNA. RefSeq lists its product as uncharacterized. The record is from RefSeq and is a predicted model, not a curated record. The coding region runs from base 332 to 2293 and encodes 653 amino acids. Gene Ontology annotation, molecular function: protein binding. NCBI's taxonomy places the organism in Eukaryota, Fungi, Basidiomycota, Agaricomycetes, Polyporales, Laetiporaceae. The transcript has 4 exons.
CCGGCUUCAAUCUGGCCGAAGAGUCAUCACCACACUACGAAGACCCUCUCGUCGCUCCCCGUCCUCACAAGGUCCAACCUGAUCUCCCAGCGAACGUGCGUCAAUUGCCAUCACUUCCUGCUGAUCAUCUUGAAACAUUCGACUCAUCCAAAUUCAGAUGGCUCGCACGCUCGACGAAGUCGUCAUUUCUCCCUCACAGGAGACAUUUGAACGUGGCAGAUCCCCAGCUCUCAACCCAGCUCCUGGUUUUGCAAUGUCUCCUCGUUCACAAAGUCGAAGUCCCGCCCCUCCUGCUCAAGGCGGCGACUGGAAUCCGUGGGCACCUGCAGCGAUGGCUUCUGCGCCUUCGACCCCUCACUACCUCCCCAACGGUCACCAGCUGUACCAUACCAACACACUUCCUGCUUCCUUCUCUAAUCUCUCCUUAAACGAUGCACAGCAGCCAACUCGUUCUACAUCCAUCUAUUCUACCCAUGGCCCUCGAGGGCCUCCUCCACAACAGCCUGCCAACACCGCAGCCCCUCCUUCGCUCACUGCACCGCUUCCCACGAUCCCGAGCCUCCUUGCUCAUUUGCCUGCCAUUCAACAACCAUCGUAUGAUCCUGCUGCUAAGGUCGCCUGGUGCCGCGAUGUGCUUGCGCUUGUCGAUCGCGCCCAGCAGCUGAUUCAGUCCGAUUAUACUGAAGCUGCCAUUGACCCUCCUAUCGGGCCUGCUCGCAUCGAUGACCCCGAACUUCAGCGCCUUGUGGAUGUCGCUGUACCCCUCAUCAUCCAGCUCUCUUCCGUGCAGCAACCGACGAAGCAGCCCUAUGUUGCCGAGGCACUCUAUUUGCUGGCACAGUGCGAGUCGACCGGCGCGUACCCGCAAUACAUUCAACGCGACCCACGCAUGUCGUUCAGGCACUGCGAACAGGCUGCCAAAUCUGGCUAUCACCCUGCUUGGUUCAGGCUGGGUAGGGACUACGAGAACUUCAAAGACAACGAGCACGCCCGCCAGUGCUUCGAGCGUGGUGUCAAACGCGGUGUUGAGAGCUGCAUUUACCGAAUGGGUAUGGCAAACUUGAUGGGACAACUUGAUCUUCCGGUCAAUGCCGAGUCCGCCUUGCCCCUUCUUCAUCGCGCGGCUACGCUCGCGACCAUUGAGGUGCCUCAGCCUGCCUAUAUCUACGGUCUCCUUCUUCUAAACGAAUUUGCUCAUGUCAACAUCCCUCCUGAGCUCUUUGCGCCGUAUAUUCCGGCAGGUUCUAGCCCUCAAUUGGAGGCACGCAAGCAUUUAGAGCGUGCGGCAUAUCUGAACUUCGCCCCCGCUCAGUACAAGCUCGGACACGCCUACGAGUUUGCGAUGCCGCCUUUCCCCUUCGACGCUCUCCUGAGCGUCCAAUACUAUUCGCUAGCGAGCCAGCAAGGCGAAGACGAGGCAGACAUGGCUUUGAGCAAGUGGUUCUUGUGUGGAUCAGAAGGUGCUUUCGAGCGCGACGAAGCGCUGGCGUGGACGUUUGCAGAAAAGGCGGCGAGAAAGGGCCUCCCAAGCGCUGAGUUCGCGAUGGGCUACUACGCCGAGGUGGGUGUGGGUGGUCCGAAGGACAUUGAAGUGGCUCAGAAGUGGUAUACGAGGGCCGCUGAGCACGGCAAUGUUGAUGCUUCAGACCGUCUCAAGGCCUUGUCUCAGCCACAACCGGACGCCUUGUCUCGCGAGCAGCACGAGACGCUCGCCGACACUACUAUCGUCCGCAAGCGCACACUAGCCAGGCAGCGUUCGGAGGCUCGGCGUGGAGUGGGCGGCCCACGCCCUCAGGCCGGUCCCGCUGCCCAAGGUCGGGAGCUCGUCAACAACUUGCGCCAGCAACACCCGAUGGACCCACGUGCAGGUGCGAGGUCUCCGGCGUCUCCUGGUUUCGCGCCUCCUGGUGGCUACCCGCCGAACGGCGUUGUACCUCCGAGUGCUUCGGCGCCACAGCUCAACGUAUCUGGAGGAUAUCCUACGCGUGCCCCGGGUCAGAUUCCCCCCAGUGCAUCCACUCCGCAGCUCGUCCCAGGCGGAGCCCCCGGACAAGGACAAGGUGGUCUUGCACCGCCGCGCCCAUUCGCUAAUGCCACGCGGUACAGUUUGGUCGACCCUGGUGCUUCUCCCGCCCAGACACGUAAUCCCAGUCGACAGAACUCGACCAGUAGCCAGAAGGAAGCAGAGGCCCCUGCCGCGCCUGCGGCCCCUAAGCCACCAGCUCCCAGGACAUUCGAGGAAAUGGGAAUUUCGACUGCAAAAUUGGAAGAGAAAGAAUGCAUUAUCAUGUGAGGGAAUGGCGAGUGUCUUCUGUCUGGUGCUUUCAGCGUUUUCGAAAGAGUAAUCUUGUGCUGAUUCUCGUGGACGUCUCGCAUCUAAUCAGUUAUGGCCGUGGAUCACCCUCAUGGAUAGUCUCAGUAAUCUCCAAAAUUCG